AUGGACGACUCUCCACCUCCGACAUACACAGAGACAAGUCGCGUACCUCCCUUUGUAGCCUGGCUUCUCAACCACUGCGUCUCUAGGCUGCUCCGUAUCGACCUUUUUGAAGCCGCCAAUUCACAAACUUUCUCCGUUUCUCAGGAGACGUCGAUGAAAGUCGACGCCAAGCAUCUAGACAGGUUUGAUCAGGACGUCAAGGUGCAGGAGAUGGAGAGCAAGAAGAGCCAAGUCACCCUUUUUAGGAUGAUCAACACUAUCAAUCAGCUGCCAAAAGUCAAGCAACGGGCAACAGGCUUGAGGGCAGACUUUGAGAUGGGCGAUGAUAUAGCCGAAUUGGUGCAGGGCCUGCAUAGGAAAUAUGUUGACCUGGAGCAGAUCAGGAUUGCGAACCAUCGGCUGCAGGCCUCCAGCACGCAUGGACAAUUCUAG
Molecule: messenger RNA, 432 nt
Organism: Diplodia corticola
Lineage: Eukaryota; Fungi; Ascomycota; Dothideomycetes; Botryosphaeriales; Botryosphaeriaceae
Exons: 1
Coding region: 1-432 (143 amino acids)
Source: RefSeq, a predicted model, not a curated record